UAGUAAGCACAUUUUUUUAGAAUAUAUUAUGCAACUCAGUACCAGUCACACACGAAUAUUUGUAAUGAGAAUUUUCGAUCAAACAAUUUUCGAGAUUGGUGGUACAUGUAUGUCGUUCACUCGCUCUUAAUAAUAUAGUAGACGCACGCCACUGGUUAUUGUAACAUUAUUGAAACUUCAUACAAAUUAGUUGUCAGAAGUUUAUUAGUAGAAUUUAUAUUUUUUGUAUACUAACCUAACGAAAAUAUAAUUUAAUUUAAUUUUAAAAUAAUGGCUGAUGUUAAACCAACUGAAAUAAAUAACGAAGAUGUACAAAACUAUACUGUGAGUAGUACUAAUGAUCCAAAAAAUAUGCAAGAACUUACACAAUACGUAAGUGAUAAAUUUCAAACAAUGUCGGAUCAAAUUAUAAAUCGAAUUGAUGAGAUGGGUAACCGGAUUGAUGAUUUAGAGAAGAACAUUGCGGAUUUGAUGACACAAGCGGGUGUAGAAGGUCCUGAUAAGUAAAAAAAUGAAUGAUUAAGUGAUUGCAAUAAAUUUUCUUUAUUUAUAUUCGUUUCAUUCCCAAGUAUUCGUUGUUUUUAAUUUUUGUUAAAUUCAAACAUCAUUAUUAUAAUUCGAAAAAUAUCUUGAAAAAAGGGACAGGAAAUUAACUCAAAAUGCCCAAAAGUGUAAAUAAUUUUUAAUAAGAAAUUCUCAAAUCAUAAAAAUAUCACUAAUUCAGUGCAAAAAUAACCUUUUAAACAAGGCAGACCGUAAAAAAUAUUCUAAAUUAUCUCGCAAGAACCGUUAAAAAAAAUCCGUAAUUUUCGUUAUAUAGGUAUAACCAACUAAUCAAGUUUAUAUUAAGGAAUGUAAAAGGAUCUAUAGAAUUGUCAUGGCAAAAUCACAGGUUAUAAUAUUUCAAUUUAACGAACCAUUUAUUUCUUCAAACUAUUACUUUAGAAUAUUCUAUACAGUAUUUUCUUAUUAAAACAUUGUUUUUGUUUUUGAGUAAGUUUUCGAGUACUAAUUCACUUAUUUACGCCAAAAUAAAUACUAUUCGAAUACUAUUAUUAAUACUUAUACGAAAUAAGGCCAUAUAUAUGAUCUAAUUUUAAAUAUGUAUUACUAUUAUGUCGUAAAAACAUUCAUAACUCAUUAAUUUUCAUCAAAUUAAUUGUAACUUACAAGAAUAAAAGAGUUUUUAUUAUA
This is a messenger RNA of Chrysoperla carnea, 1194 nucleotides long. RefSeq names its product heat shock factor-binding protein 1. The record is from RefSeq and is a predicted model, not a curated record. Gene Ontology annotation, molecular function: transcription corepressor activity. The transcript has 2 exons. The coding region runs from base 271 to 507 and encodes 78 amino acids. Gene Ontology annotation, cellular component: nucleus; cytosol. NCBI's taxonomy places the organism in Eukaryota, Metazoa, Arthropoda, Insecta, Neuroptera, Chrysopidae. Gene Ontology annotation, biological process: cellular heat acclimation.